AUGGGUAAGAUUUGGUUUGUGGUGGAUCUGGUUGAACGCUCGGAUCGAGAGCUGGGUCUUGGAACCAGAAUAGACACGGUUCGGGACCCCCUGGACGCUCUGGAGGACCCUGACCCCUCGUCAGACGAGGAGGACGCAGAGGAUGAGGCCUCUGAUGAAGACGACGAGGCUUCUGAUGAAGAGAAUGAAGCAGACUCUGGCUACGGCAGUCUCUCAGAGGAGGACGUCAGUGAAGAGGAAGACGAGGACACGGAGGGUGAAGAGGAAGACGAGGACACGGAGGGUGAAGAGGAAGACUGGGACACAGAGGGUGAAGAGGAAGACUGGGACACAGAGGGUGAAGAGGAAGACGAGGACACGGAGGGUGAAGAGGAAGACGAGGACACAGAGGGUGAAGAGGAAGACGAGGACACGGAGGGUGAAGAGGAAGACUGGGACACAGAGGGUGAAGAGGAAGACGAGGACACAGAGGGUGAAGAGGAAGACGAGGACACGGAGGGUGAAGAGGAAGAAGAGGACCCGGAGAGUGAAGAGGAAGACCAGGUUGGAGUCCGCUGCAUCAUCAUGUCCCGAGCCGCUGCUCCUUCACGUCAAGAAGAACCAUUUGAGAUGCAGUGGGGCCUCCUCAGCACCACAGAGAGCCACACCUCCUGCUCCUGA
Molecule: messenger RNA, 660 nt
Organism: Knipowitschia caucasica
Lineage: Eukaryota; Metazoa; Chordata; Actinopteri; Gobiiformes; Gobiidae
Source: the annotation of a GenBank genome assembly